AUGGCGUCCACACUACGACUGCCCGCGGGCACAUCUGCUCGCAUUGUCCCAUCGGGGACCUUUGUUUCCCCGCUCAGUGUGGCUGGUUUAUCCCACUGCCGAACCUUCGCCCAGACAUCCCAGCAAUUGGCCGGCGCGAGAGCAAUGAACUUCCGCCCUCCGAGCCAAGCGCAGCCUUCUUUUAAGACCAAAACUAAGGGCAUGAAGCCGAACGAGUUCCCAAACGACAUUGGCCUAAUGCCGGGUACCUUCAUCCGGCCGCUGUGGAGGGAUAUGCCGUCGAUCUUCCUGGCACCGCGCGAUAGAUGGCAUAUGGAAUGGACCUGGCUCAAGAGCUGGUUCGGAAACUACGCCAGUGUGCUCGCGUAUUGCAUAAAGGAUGCCAAGCUCCCUCUCGGAUUCCUCAAGCGGCGCAAGGCAGCCGCUGAAUAUCAGCAGAACAUGUAUAAAGCCUUUGCCGAAGGUGACAUCGCCCGCAUCCGCGCCAUCUGCUGUGACGGAAUCGCCAACAAACUCAUCAAAGAGAUUGAACGCCGUCCAAAAGACGAAAAAGUAACCUGGAAGCGACUCAAACUCCUCCGCAAACCCAGCACAAACUUCACCGGUAUCCGCGUCAUCUCAGACCGCGCAUCGACCAUUCCCGAUAUCCCGAAAUCCGGCGUCCGCCAGAUCGUCGUGCGUAUCACGAGCAGACAGUCUACGACAACGACCAAGAUCCAGAAGGCCGGCGCACAGGUGGAAGAAUCCGUUGUUCUGGCUAAGGAGCAGGACUGCGUCGAGCACGUUAUGCUUCAGCAUCUGCGCUGGAAUAACCAGGAUAAGGGCUGGAGAAUCUGGGGCACUGUCACCCCUACUAUGCUGGAAGAUGCUAAGAAUGACCCGCAUUUCAAGCCGGGAUUGGGGACCGCGGAGCGCAUAGAGAUGAUCAAGGAGUCCAUGAUGAAGAGAUAA
Penicillium bovifimosum is the source of this 951-nucleotide messenger RNA. RefSeq lists its product as uncharacterized. The transcript is spliced from 3 exons. Gene Ontology annotation, cellular component: mitochondrion; mitochondrial inner membrane. The coding region runs from base 1 to 951 and encodes 316 amino acids. NCBI's taxonomy places the organism in Eukaryota, Fungi, Ascomycota, Eurotiomycetes, Eurotiales, Aspergillaceae. The record is from RefSeq and is a predicted model, not a curated record. Gene Ontology annotation, biological process: protein insertion into mitochondrial inner membrane from matrix.